AUGUUAAAAAAGAUUAUACCCCGAAGGAACGAGCCGGUUCUGCACUUGGUUUGCGGGGAUGUCGGUCCACUCGAAGCUGGAGUGCCUGUGAAAGUUCCACUUUGGUUAGCAGUCGAUCUCAGAAGGAAACAGCAGUGUGAAAUAGUGCCGCCUUAUUGGUUUUGUCUUGAUGAGCUGAAGCGUCUCGUUGCAACAGAAGGUGAAACUGCUGGUCUUUCUCGGCUUCCACCAUAUAUAUUUGAAAUCUCCCAUAUUCUCGUCAGGGCAGCCAAGGAAGACAUAGUUGAUGGUGAUCAGAUAAAAGUUUUGAUUACAUGA
This is a messenger RNA of Cooperia oncophora, 318 nucleotides long. The record is from the annotation of a GenBank genome assembly. NCBI's taxonomy places the organism in Eukaryota, Metazoa, Nematoda, Chromadorea, Rhabditida, Trichostrongylidae.